Arvicanthis niloticus (Nile rat) is the source of this 3354-nucleotide messenger RNA. It is a transcript of the gene Ngfr, whose product is annotated as nerve growth factor receptor. Gene Ontology annotation, cellular component: cell surface; plasma membrane. Gene Ontology annotation, molecular function: death receptor activity; nerve growth factor binding; coreceptor activity. NCBI's taxonomy places the organism in Eukaryota, Metazoa, Chordata, Mammalia, Rodentia, Muridae. Gene Ontology annotation, biological process: Rho protein signal transduction. The record is from RefSeq and is a predicted model, not a curated record.
AGAGCGAGUAGAGCCUCCGCCAGCUCCGGCGGGCAGCAGGCGUUGGAGCGCAGCGCAGCGCAGCUCAGCGCAGCACCAUCGGUCCGCAGAGCAGACUGAGCUAGAAAGCGGAGCGCUGUCGCCGGAGGCGGGCAAUGAGGAGGGCAGGUGCUGCCUGCAGCGCCAUGGACCAGCUGCUCCCGCUGCUGCUGCUGCUGCUUCUAGGGGUGUCCUUUGGAGGUGCCAAGGAAACAUGUUCCACAGGCCUGUACACCCACAGCGGAGAGUGCUGCAAAGCCUGCAACUUGGGUGAAGGUGUGGCCCAGCCUUGCGGAGCCAACCAGACUGUGUGUGAACCCUGCCUGGACAGUGUUACGUUCUCUGAUGUGGUGAGCGCCACUGAGCCGUGCAAGCCGUGCACCGAGUGCCUGGGCCUGCAGAGCAUGUCCGCUCCCUGUGUGGAGGCAGAUGAUGCAGUGUGCCGAUGCUCCUAUGGCUACUACCAGGACGAGGAGACUGGCCGCUGCGAGGCUUGCAGCGUGUGCGAAGUGGGCUCAGGACUCGUGUUCUCCUGCCAGGACAAACAGAACACAGUGUGUGAAGAGUGCCCAGAGGGCACAUACUCAGACGAAGCCAACCACGUGGACCCGUGCCUGCCCUGCACGGUGUGCGAGGACACUGAGCGCCAGUUACGCGAGUGCACGCCCUGGGCCGACGCCGAAUGCGAGGAGAUCCCUGGCCGAUGGAUCACAAGGUCUCCACCCCCGGAGGGCUCUGACAUCACAGUGCCCAGCACCCAGGAGCCUGAGGCACCCCCAGAGCAAGACCUCGUAGCCAGCACAGUGGCGGAUAUGGUGACCACUGUGAUGGGCAGCUCCCAGCCGGUAGUGACCCGAGGCACCACUGACAACCUCAUUCCUGUCUAUUGCUCCAUCCUGGCUGCUGUGGUUGUGGGCCUCGUGGCCUAUAUUGCUUUCAAGAGGUGGAAUAGCUGCAAGCAAAAUAAACAAGGAGCCAACAGCCGGCCGGUGAACCAGACACCCCCACCGGAGGGAGAGAAACUGCACAGCGACAGUGGCAUCUCUGUGGACAGCCAGAGCCUGCAUGACCAGCAGACCCAUACACAGACUGCCUCAGGCCAGGCCCUCAAGGGUGAUGGCAACCUCUACAGUAGCCUGCCCCUGACCAAGCGUGAGGAGGUAGAGAAGCUGCUCAAUGGUGAUACCUGGCGACAUCUGGCAGGCGAGUUGGGCUACCAGCCUGAGCAUAUAGACUCCUUUACCCACGAGGCCUGCCCAGUCCGAGCCCUGCUGGCGAGCUGGGGUGCCCAGGACAGUGCAACGCUUGAUGCCCUUCUAGCCGCCCUGCGACGCAUCCAGAGAGCUGACAUUGUGGAGAGCCUGUGCAGCGAGUCCACGGCCACAUCCCCAGUGUGAGCUCACAGACCGGGAGCCCCUGUCCUAUCCCACAUUCCGACGACUGAUGUUCUAGCCAGCCCCCACAGAGCUGCCCCCCUCUCCCUUGGGGUGGCCCAACAGUCAGAAUGGAGCAUCUCUGUGCAGGGCCUCUGUGUCCCGCUCCCCAAACCACAGCCCCGUUGCUACUCUUGAGGGGCCCCUUGCUUCUGACCACACUCCCUCUCCAGCGAGAGAUAGGACCACCCCAAGCCUGUCUUGCCUCAUGACCAUCUCAGGCCUUCCCUUUCUUUCUACAUAUUAGCUGUGUCAGAUCUGGGGGUUUGACACUAGAGAAGGUAACAGGGGCACCCCCAAGACUCAGGAGGUACUGAAGAACCAGAGCCAUGGACUCCACACUGUGAACCGGAGAACAGAGGGGCAUUGUGCUAGGAUAGACCUUCCUCAGCCCCUCCUCUCUCCCCUCUGGCCAAAGAUGAAGAAGAUUACAGGCCUAUCUGAGCUGAAAGCAGGUUUGGAACCCAGUCCACACUCCCCUCUUACACAUAAGAUGGUAAAGCCCAGAGAGAGGUAGGAACUGACCUAGGCCACCCAACAACAGGGAGAUCAAAUGUAGGCUGACACACUUCUUUCUGAAUGAGGUUGUCAAGUGUGCUUGUUGGCAGGGAUGGAGUGACUUUCAGGGAAAUAUCUGGAAGUCACGUCUGUUCCACCCUCAACCACUUCCAGGCCCCUACCCAACCCUUGUGUAGAUGAACUAUUUAUCCAAGACUUGGUCCAGUGGCCUAUUCUGAUGGAGUCGGUCUAAGGGCUUCAGGAGUGGGGUGCUGCCUUCUUCUGUCUCUGUCAGGCUUAUCCACAUGGCAUUUGUGGAGGGAUGAAUCUGUCAGUGCUCUCAUUCUUGGCAUAAGCCUGAAGCCAACAAUGGCCCUUGUAGUCAGCCCUAGGGUUCAGGGACCAAGGACUUCCACCCCACAGUCUAACACCACACACACACACACACACACACACACACACACACACACACACACACUCACACUCACACAAUAGGAUGUCUUGUUUCUCCCCCCCCCCCCCAUGGCUGGCUCUUUUGGGGCUGAGACUAGAUCCUGCUGGGAGUUGCUGCCAGAGAAAGAUCGGAGGGGACCAAGCAGAGCUUCAUGGGGUUGUCUUCCUCACUCUGGGCUCUGGCAAGCUGAGAACUGCUGCAUCUGAACUGGCUUCUAUCUCCGAUGGCCUGUACGCAGAGGAAUGCUCACACUCCUCCCCUUCUUGAAGCCCAACUUGGGCUGCAUCCAGAAGACUACAGCGAAGAAAAGCAGUGAGAACACAAGAAAAAGCAGAUGCUGGCCUGCAGUCUGUGGCAACUUUCUCCUCCAGUUCAAGGCCCCUCCAAAGGACUGAUUUCCUGAGCACGGCCAGGAAGGGCACGAGGACUCAGUGGCGCUUUCACCUGGCUUCUUGGCCUGUUCUGUUUUGCUUGCUGUUGGAAUGAGUGGGCUCCCCCUCUAUUUAGCAUGAAGGAGUCCCAGGCAGGGUAUGCACAGACUGACCACCAUCCCUCCCCACCCAGGGUCCACCCAACCCUGUAAAGAGACCAGGAGCAUUGUACACGGGUGGUAUUUUUAUGGACCUCAAUCUGCAAUUGGUAGAGGGACCCCACCUGCUGGCCCUCCCCAGACACCUGGGAAGUGGGACAUUUUUCGUGUAUUUAUUUUCCUCCCCAGAAGCUGGGGAGUGGGGGGAGCUGCAGGUACGGUUUAGCAUGUAUUUGGUUCUGGGGUCUCUCCAGCCUUAUUUUGGGCCAAGAUGGAAUCUUUGGCCCUCCAGCUGGUGACAUGAGCUCCAGACCCCUUCAUGCUCCCCGACACCUUCCCUUUGCAUCCUGUGUAAUCAUUUCUUGGGCCCUCCCAAAACCUACACAUAAAACGUACGUGAUGACCAUUAAAUAGCAAAAAAA